Molecule: messenger RNA, 2108 nt
Organism: Annulohypoxylon maeteangense
Lineage: Eukaryota; Fungi; Ascomycota; Sordariomycetes; Xylariales; Hypoxylaceae
Product: cytochrome P450 4V3
Exons: 5
Coding region: 265-1986 (573 amino acids)
Molecular function (GO): monooxygenase activity; heme binding; oxidoreductase activity, acting on paired donors, with incorporation or reduction of molecular oxygen
Source: RefSeq, a predicted model, not a curated record
AUUCACCAUCGAAAAUAUUGGUCGUCAAUCCAAAUUGCAAGCGCAUACUAUAUCAUAAGUUCAUUAUAAAUCAAGUAACGGCGUCCGAUGCUCAUUCAGGGGUAAUGAAAAAGAGCAUAAUUAAUUAGAUCACUUCACUUUGCCGUAUGGUUAUAAGUUCACGACAUUUCACAUUUCUGUGAAUCUGUCUCACCAGAUUCUUACCUACCGACUAGGUGCCUACCUACACUCAUAAGUGCAUUCGCAUUGCCGUGUCACUAUACAAUGGGAACACAAGAGAUUAUAGAUAUGAGCGCUGUGCUGCCCGUUCUACUACGAAGCUUAGGUGUUCUAUCCAUCGUGGUUCUGGUUCGGUUCUUCUAUAGAGGAUAUGUUGAACGAAGUCGAGUGAGAUCUUUGAUGGCCCUAGGAAUACCGGUGUUGCCACAUUCCCUGUUAUUCGGGCAUCUCCCAGUCUUCCUUGAGUUUCGUGACGCUAACCCUCCGGAUAUUAACAUAUACUGGUUUCAUACCUGGCUGAUCGCAAAUGCCGAGAAAUACUUUCCGGGUCAUGAUAAACCACCACCAGUUGUCUAUCUUGACCUCUGGCCCAUGACUGGAUCUAUGGCUGCAGUGUUUGAUCCCAUCGCUGCGUCCCAAUUUACGCAGGUCAAGAGUCUUCCCAAGGAUCAAAUUAUGACCGACUUCAUGAUGCCACUCACCGGGAACAUGGAUAUUGUUUCUUCCGACGGACAGCUUUGGAAAACAUGGCGCGCGAGAUUCAACCCUGGGUUUAGCGCACGGAACUUGACCGCUUUGCUCCCAGAAAUCAUCGAAGAAAGCCUCGUGUUCGUGAACGGUCUCAAGGACUUAGCAGGCAAGGACGAAAACUGGGGUCCAGUUUUCCAGUUCGAAGACAAGACGACCAACCUUACGUUAGAUGUUAUUGUUAGAGCGUCGACAGAUUUGCGGUUACACGAACAGUCACGCAAGUCAAACAGCCCCCUGAAGACUGCUCUGUUGGAACAGAUCAAGAUGAUGGGUAUGGUGACCAAUGCUGCAAGAGGGCUUCCCGCCAUGAGGAUGCCUUGGCAUCGCGCGGCUAUAAAUCGUAACAACCGCGAUAUCCGCAAUGUUUUGCUUCCACAGAUAGAGAGCAAAAUACGAUCUGACAGCUCUACUAGCGUACAGAGAAAAACCGUCGUGGACCUUGCCGUGAAGUAUGUCGAAAAGGACGACUCCGGCGCGUCGAAGGAAAAGCUUGAUGACGUGUUCAUCGAUAGACUGAUAGCAAACCUGAAGGCCUUCAUGUUCGCAGGCCACGAUACGACUUCAUCAACCAUCUGUUUCAUGAUAAAAUUGCUGCAGGAUGACCCUGAUGCGUUAGCGAAAGUCCGAGCUGAGCAUGAUUCCGUGUUCGGGCCAGACCCGGAGAAGGCAGCGGAGAUACUUACCACAUCGCCUCACCUUUUAUACUCCCUGCCGUACACUGUAGGUGUCAUUAAAGAGACGUUGCGAUUAUAUCCUCUUGCAGCGACAGUCCGCGAUAGCAAAGCCGCUCCUGGGUUCGCCCUCACUGUGCCAGGUUCUCCAACAAGGUAUCCUAUGGAAGGUUUUGGGCCGUGGCUCGCAGUCACCGCCCUCCACCGCAACGCCGAUUACUGGCCACGGCCGAACGAAUUCUUGCCUGAGCGAUGGCUAGCUGUCGAAGGUGACCCGCUCUAUAUCGCUACCAAGGAAGCCUGGGCGCCGUUCUCCCUGGGCCCGAGAAAUUGCAUUGGUAUGGAGUUAGCGAUGAUUGAACUUAGGCUAGUAUCUGUUCUGGUGGCGCGGACUUUCGAUAUCGAAGAAGCGUGGACGGAAUGGGAUAAGAAGCAGGGCUCCAAAGCUACACCUACUCAUAUUGUGAACGGUGAACGCCUUUACGGCGUCGGGAACGGUACGGUACAUCCUAAGGACGGCAUGCCGGUACACGUGAGAUUGAGAUCUCAUAAGCCGGCCCCCUGAAGGUAGGUACCGAUAGAUACUCUAAGUAGGAAAUGGAUCUGAUGCCUGCCAUCUCGCAUUCCUUCGACUACCGAUUAGUACAAUAUUUGAAUAUUCUUAAACUAAAAUAGAACGUAUCGAUA